Molecule: messenger RNA, 3015 nt
Organism: Closterium sp. NIES-65
Lineage: Eukaryota; Viridiplantae; Streptophyta; Zygnematophyceae; Desmidiales; Closteriaceae
Source: the annotation of a GenBank genome assembly
AUGGCUGACGAGGAGAUCAACUAUGAGAGCGACGCGGGGUUAGAUUCUAUUUUCUUCACCCGCCCCAAGGGCCCGAAUCCUCCGCCUACGCCGUAUCUUUACGUGGCAAACUGCGGUGCUGAGGCGGAGAUGACGUAUGCAGCCCUUGCUGACGUGUUCUCCUCCUUCGGCCACGUCCGCCGCGUCGUCCCGGCCGGCGCCGCCAAUCUCACCCGCAUUUUUGUCGUUUUCGGCGGGCGCUCGCGCGCUGAGGCCUCCGCUGCGGCGGAAGCUGCACUGCAGGCGCUGAGCGGAAAGCCGUGCGCGGACGCGGGCGGUAGGAAGAUGCACAUCCAGUUCGCCGUGGGGAAGCGAUCCGCGCCGGUGGAGCAUCCGGUGGUACACCACAAUGUUGACGCGCUCGCUAUACCGGGGCUGUUCCUGCACCUCGAUUUUGUCACACCCGAGAUGGAACAGACACGAGACAUCGAGAAAGACAAGUGGAUCGGCCCGCUACCCGCAGCAGUGUCGGAUUUUGUUUCGCGGGCAGAACAGCUGCCCGAGCUCACGGGCUGCCCGGAAGUUUGCAUGCCGCUGGACCAACUAACGGAAGGUAGGGGUGGGCCUGGGGAAGAAAACGCUGCUCCUUCUACCUCCCCCCUUCUCCCCUUCUUCUCCCUCUCCCCUUACGCCACAGAUCAACGAAUAAAUGAGUCUGCAACAGGGAUCAACGAGUACGGGACAGGGGUGGGCCUGGCACCGCACAUCGACACGCAUGCUGCAUUCGAGGGUGCUGUUCUCUCCCUCUCCCUGGCUGGCCCUGCGAUUAUGGAGUUCAGGAGACCCCUCGGGCCGCAACCCGUGGGGAAACAACCACUGGGGAAGAAAAAGGUUGUUGGUGGGAGCAGUGGGAGCAGUGAACAGGGUGUGGGGAGUGAGAUUAGUAGGGGCAGCAAUGGAAAGUGUGAGAGCAGUGACAGUGCCUGUUGCAGCAGCGACGACAAUAGCAGAGGCAAUGGUGCUGUCAGUGGUGUUAGCCAAAUCAGCACUAACCAUAGCAGCAGCAACAGCAGUGACUGUAGCGCAGUUAGAGCUGAGGAAAAAGCCGGAGUAGAAGCUAAGGAGGUAGCAACACCAAAUGAGAGGAGAGCGGAGGAGAAUCGAGAAGAGGAGAGGAGAGCAGAAGAGAGGAAAACCGAGGAAAGGAGAGCAGAGGACAGGAGAGUGCUCUUCCUACCCCCUCGCUCCCUCCUAGUCCUAACAGGGGAGGCCCGAUACGCGUGGUCUCACUACAUUCCCAACCACAAGAUCGACCACAUCAACGGUCAGGUUUUCCCGCGCGCCCCCCGCCGCGUUUCUUACACCUUCCGGAGGGUUCGGUUUGGCCCGUGCGGGUGUGCUUACCCUGAGUUCUGUGAUGCUCCCAGAAUGGAAAGUGUUGCCGGAAAUGGAAAAGUGUCGACUGAUAGGGACAGGGCAGCGGGAAGUGAGGGAAUGUUGGUGGAGGGAUCGGGAGCAGAGAAAUUGCUUGUGAAGCAGAAGGGACGUGAGGGGAUGAGGGAGAGAGUGGGAGAUGGGUGUUGUGGAGGGAGUGUGGUGACACACUCACACGAAGGGGUGGCAGAGUGUGGGGAGGAGGGGGAGAAGGGAAAGAAGGAAGAGCAGAGAAUGGGAGGAGGGAACGAUGGGGAACCUGUGAUGACGCACUCGCAUGAAGGAGUGGAGGAGCGCGCAGAGGAGGAAAGGGCAGAGAGGGAGGAUGGGAAAGAGAGCUCCAUCCCCCCUCAUGUUGAUCCUCCGAACCUUCUCUACUCUCCUCAAACCACCCCAGCAGUAGAGCGAGACUUUGUGCACAAGGUAUACGACGCCAUAGCGCCGCAUUUCAGCGCGACACGUUUCGCGCGCUGGCCCAAGGUAGCAGAGUUCCUGCUCUCCCUCCCACCGGGCUCCCUUGUCCUCGACGCCGGGUGUGGCAACGGGAAGUACCUCAAUGGUGGGUUGCCCAUCCCGCCUGCUCUCCCUUCCGCUGCCUCUGUGUCUGUCUCUGCGUCUUCCUCUUUGUCAAUGCGCACUUCCUCCUCCCCGUUCCCUUCCUCGUCCUCCACUCCUUCCUCCUCCACCCCCUUCCCUCCCUCCUCCUCCCCUUCCUCCGCCCCUACCCGCCCACCGGCCGUUCUGAUUGGCUGCGACAUCAGCCCGCCUCUCGUCUCCAUCUGCACCCAACGGGGCUUCGAGGCCUUUGUAGCCGAUACCCUCUCGCUCCCCCUCGCUUCCUCGCGCUUCGACGCGGCGAUUUCCGUGGCCGUUUUGCACCACUUGUCGUCUGAAACCCGGCGGAAACACGCGCUAAGAGAGAUGCUUAGGGUGGUGAGGAAGGGGGGUAGGGUGCUGGUGACUGUGUGGGCGAGGGAGCAGGAGAAUCCGGGGUUGCUUGACAAGUGGACGCCGCUGAUUGGCCGGAUGGCGGAUAAGUGGGUGGGGGAUGUGGAGGCGGGCGGAGGGGAGGAGAAGGGAGGGGAGAGGGAAGGGAGGGCGGGAGGAGGACUGGGGGGGAUCGAGGAGGAAAGAGAGACCAGUAACGAGGAGAAUGCGUGUCCAAGGAGGGGCUCAGCUGGAAAAGAGGUUCCAGGAGAAAAGGGAGCAACAGCAGGGGAAGGGAUGAGUGAGGAGAGUGCAGCUGGGGGCAGUGGGGAAAAGAACCCAAACCCAGAACUUGGAAGGGGAGGGUCGGGGGAAGAAAGGACAGGAGAGUCUGAGCAAGGGAAAGUGACAGGAGAGGAAGCUUCCCAGGAGUUUCUGGUCCCGUGGCACCUGCCAUGUCAUCGAGUGGAGAUAGGCUCGGCAGCAGCUGCACAGCAUGUAGCCUCGGGAUUUGCUCGGCGCGAUGAAGCGAAGGGGUCGGUGGUGUACAACCGAUAUUAUUAUGUUUUCACUCAAGGAGAGCUGGAGAGGCUCAUCACAGAGAUUGGUGGUGCAUCAAUUGUUGAGAGCUUUUACGACAAAUCCAAUUGGUGUGUGAUAAUGGAGAAGCUCUAG